This is a messenger RNA of Leptosia nina, 2871 nucleotides long. The record is from the annotation of a GenBank genome assembly. NCBI's taxonomy places the organism in Eukaryota, Metazoa, Arthropoda, Insecta, Lepidoptera, Pieridae.
AUGAUGAAACGUAACAUUACUUUACUAUGUACUCCGACAACCCCGAAGCGACGAAGACUUGGCGUAAGUAAAGUUAAAUUAACUCAAAGGAGAGACCAUAACUUUGUUUCUCCGGGAAAUGUACGUGUAAACGCAGUAGACAACUGUGAUUCACCACCGUUACCAUGCAAUCAAGUGGAAUAUUUGUGCGAUUCAGAAAGUAAUAGUUCUCUUUCAAGCGAUAUUCCUGGCUCGCCCGGCGUUCUGGAAACAUGUAAUAUCUUAGAUAAUAUAGAAAACUGGAAGUCCUUCGUUGAUCCUAAGAGUUCUAAAGAUGAUAACGUAGUUAGUACAACAGAAGAUGUAUUUGACGACACAUUUAAUUACAACUUAUUUAAAAAAGAUCACUACAGUGAGGAAAUCAAAGAAAGUUUUAACGUUAUAAAUCAAUCAAUAUGUAAUAAUGAAACUCUUUUUGACACUGAAGAUUCAUUUUUACUUGAUAUAAGGGAAAGUGGUAUUGUAAAUAAUAAAUGUGAAAUUGGUGAAGUAUCUAGUCAAGUGAACGGAAAAAGUGAAUUAAGUAAUAGUUUUUAUGGCUUGCCUAAGAUAGCUAGAGGUCUAUUUAAAACGUACCGGAAUAUAGAAACGUUUUAUGAUUGGCAGGAAGAAUGUUUAAAUUUGAAAGCAAUAAAAGACAGGCAGAAUUUAAUCUAUGCAUUACCUACAAGCGGUGGAAAGACAUUAGUUGCUGAGGUCUUGAUGCUGCGUGAAGUAUUAAUAAGGAGAAAAAAUGCUCUAUUUAUUCUGCCUUUUGUAGCUAUUGUUCAGGAAAAGAUAUGGGCCUUAUCCCCAUUUGCAAUACAAUUAGACUUCUUAGUGGAAGAAUAUGCAGCUGGCAAAGGUCAUUUGCCUCCAAAGAAAAGAAGAAAGAAAAAUAGUAUAUAUGUAGCUACAAUUGAAAAGGGUUUGGCUUUAGUUCGAAAUUUGAUUGAGUUGGAUAGACUUAAUGAGAUUGGUUUGAUUGUGGUAGAUGAAUUGCAUUUAAUAGGAGAGUCAGGUAGGGGAGGAACCCUAGAAACCCUCUUGACUACAGUCAUCUUUGCAAAUAAGGGUAUACAAAUAGUGGGUAUGAGUGCAACUAUAGGCAAUCUACCCGACUUAGCCACAUUUCUGCAAGCAGAAGUAUUCCAAAGACAGUUCCGUCCAGUGGAACUGACAGAGUAUGUGAAACUAGGAAGUGUCCUUCACAGAAUUGUUUGGAGUUCAAAUGGAAUGGAAUUGGUUCCUGAUAGACAGUUGGCUUUUAAUUACACAGAAGCGGGAUGCAGGUUGGACCCCGACAUGGUAGGCGGUCUAGUUAGUGAAGUUGUGCCCCGCGAUAGCUGUUUGGUGUUUUGUCCCACGAAGCGUAAUUGCCAAAGCGUCGCGGCUCUGCUUUGCAAUAUGCAACGGAGUGAAAUGUCAACACACCGCGCAACAGAACGGAUCGCGCUACAGAGCGCGUUACGAGCAGAGGGUUCCACCACCGAUCUGUUACGUUGCGUUCGCGCAGGAGUUGCGUACCACCAUGCUGGUUUAGCUGCUGACGAGAGGUGCUUGCUGGAACAAGCUUUUAGAUCUGGAGUUAUAUCAGUUCUCUGCUGUACAUCGACGUUAGCAGCCGGCGUUAACCUACCCGCGCGCCGUGUCAUAGUCCGCGCGCCUCUUGUUGGUCGAGAAUUAAUUUCGCUCUCGUCCUAUCGACAAAUGGUCGGACGAGCUGGCCGUGCGGGCGUGUGUGAUGCAGGCGAGAGUAUUAUAAUUUGUGGCGAUCAAUAUUGGCCGCGACUUCGGUCCGUUUUCUCGGGAGGCCUUCCACCGGUUCGGAGUCAGCUACAGCAAUGUGUCAGCGGCCUCUUAUUGAGCGCUGUUGCCUUAAAUCUUGCACCAGAUAUUAGGAUGUUAAAGGAUUUGUUACGAUAUACUUUGAUGACUAAGACCGAACAAACUCUCGACAUAGAAGAAGUUUGCGAGGAUAACUUGCGAAGUCUUUUGAAGAAUGGCGCUUUGGAACUAGUUGGGAAGAUGGAUCACACCACUGAAGAUCUCAAAAAUAAUGAACUGAAGUUGGCUGUGAGCACACUUGGAAAAGCGGCUAUAAAGAGUUGUUUAGAGCUGGGCGUGGCCCGUCGUUUCCUCGAGGACGCCCAUAAAGCGUCCCACGGCGUGGUCCUUCUGGGCAGUUUGCAUUUGCUAUACCUGGUAACACCACAAGACGCGGCCCAGGUGCGCCCCGACUACCGCCACUACUACUCGCUGUAUUCCGCCUUCGACGACGAGGCAGCGCAAACUGCGAAGAUCCUUGGCAUCACAGAGAGAAACGCCAUUAGGAUGAUGACUGGGAAACCUAUCACGAAUAUAUCUGAAAACGUAUUGAACCGCUUCUACCUCGCCCUGAUGCUGCGCGAUCUUUGGAGGCUGAUGCCGGUCUCGGUGGUGGCUGACAAAUACAACAUAUCCCGCGGCACAGUACAAUCCGUGAUGACGUCAUCGUGCUCGUUCGCAUCGAGCGCGGAGCGUCUCUGCGAGGAAUGGGACUCGCUGUGGCCCCUGCGCGCCCUCUUUCACGAGCUAGCCACGCGGCUAAGAAACUGCGCCAUGCCUGAGUUGGAACACCUGAUGGAACUACCCGCAGUCCGCAAGGCUCGAGCUAUGCAACUGUACCGUGCGGGUUACAAACGCGUGGAGGAAAUAGCCCGCGCCAACGUCGACCACCUCACCUCCUCGGUCCAACAUCUAUCAAGAGCUGCAGCACAACAUCUCAUCAGUGCUGCGCGGAUGAUGUUAAUAGAAAAAGUGGAGAAUUUACGCGCGGAAGCGGAAGACGUGAUGGAAGAAUUGAAGAUUUAA